AUGACAUCGCGCUUCGAGGCCCGUAGGCAGAAGAUCUUGGAGCAGCUCGACGCUCCAGAUGGCGAGUACCAUGACCUCUCACCCAAAGGAUCGAUUGAUGCGCCGAUUCGUGGAUUGAUUGGCGAGAUCAAUGGCUUUGAUGGCAUUGUCACAACAAGCAGCUGCUCCGGUAGGAUCAGUGUCUUCCUCGAGGGCCGGAAAGCGGACGGCGAUGCUCUGAAAUCCCCAAAAGAAGGCGAGGAGUCGCGUGCCGGACCAGGCGGGAAAGGCGGGGGAGGCUCUUGGCUUUUCAUCUCGCACGAUCCAGUAGAGGUGCCAGACGUCUCCUUUCCAACUGACUUUACGUCAAAGUUUGGUUUGCAAAAAGUUUCGGACGAUGAGCUUAGCAGAUUUGAUGCGCAGCGCAGAUUCAUUCAUCUGAAGUUUGAGCCAAUGAUCCUUCAUAUCUUGAAUGCCUCCCUCGAUCACGCUCAGAAGAUAUUGAACGCUGGAAUGGGAGCCGGCUUUCGAGAGAGCGGUGCAGUCAGCUUGGGCGCAUCGAAAUCAGGAGAGGCGACCCCAGUAGUUGCCAUCCGGUCAACUGGCUACUCCUUCGACUCGAUCAUUGGUUAUCAAGACGAGGCAGGUCGCAAUGUCUCCUUGAUAAGUGAGGCUCAUCUGAGGACUUUGGUCUGCAUUGCCAACGAACGCUUCAAGAUCAAUAUGGAGAGGAUAGCACGGUUCCGCACAAAGCUACUGGAGUCCUAUCAGCUCACGUCUAACGCAACGUCUGGAAGUUCAAAGCCAAACUGGGAGGAUGCAGAUUCUAGGAAGCAGCGCAAGCGAACAGAGGGCCUCGCCCGGCAGCAAGCUUUACAGAGUGCAAGCUCGGAACAUAGAACAUCGACCGGUAAUGAGUCACUCGAUAUUCAAAUCAUUGGGGGCAUACUUUCGUAG
This is a messenger RNA of Didymella exigua CBS 183.55, 936 nucleotides long. RefSeq lists its product as uncharacterized. The transcript is spliced from 2 exons. Bases 1 to 936 code for a protein of 311 amino acids. The record is from RefSeq and is a predicted model, not a curated record. Gene Ontology annotation, biological process: tRNA methylation. Gene Ontology annotation, molecular function: tRNA methyltransferase activity. Gene Ontology annotation, cellular component: cytoplasm. NCBI's taxonomy places the organism in Eukaryota, Fungi, Ascomycota, Dothideomycetes, Pleosporales, Didymellaceae.